Molecule: messenger RNA, 696 nt
Organism: Glycine soja
Lineage: Eukaryota; Viridiplantae; Streptophyta; Magnoliopsida; Fabales; Fabaceae
Exons: 2
Coding region: 1-696 (231 amino acids)
Source: RefSeq, a predicted model, not a curated record
AUGGUUAGAACACGAGGUUUAGGUCGUGCUUUAGCUAGAGUUAUAGGGCGAGGUAGACAAGAUGAACAUAUUGCAGUUGAUGAGGGUGUUCCUCAGGUGACUAAGGAUGUUCCUCAUAUGGCGGAGGAUGUUCCUCAAAUGACUGAGGAUGUCCCUCAUAUGGUUGACGAUGUUCCUCAAAUGAGUGAAGAUGCACCUCAAAUGACUGCGGACGUAGAUGCGACUAUUGCAGAGGACUUAGGUCGUGAUGGUGUUGAGGGGUCACAUGCUGAUGAGGGAUUCCCUGGUGGGCCCCGUGACCCAUCAGUUCUUACUUCAUUUGCGGAGCAUGUCGCACAUGCCAUUUGGACUGGACAGGAGCAUCCUGAGCCGAAUUUGGUGUCACACGGGAGGAAGGUGGCGUUAAUUGGGAGGCUAGUGCCUGAGAUUAAAGGGCUGGUUGCCGCCACAAGAUUAAGUUCAUUGAUCGGAUGUUUAGUUGUAACUGGCGAUCUUGGACUUAUAUCCACAUUUGUGGAGAUGUGGCACAGGGAGACCAACACCUUCCACCUUCCAGCAGGAGAGUUGACAAUCACACUAGAUGAUGUGUCGUCACUCCUCCAUCUCCCUAUCAGUGGCGCCUUCCACAACUUCGAGGCUCUUUCCGUGGACGAGACAAUAUUUUUGUUGAUGGAAUUGUUCGAGGUGUUCGAUUAG